Molecule: messenger RNA, 975 nt
Organism: Symbiodinium sp. CCMP2592
Lineage: Eukaryota; Dinophyceae; Suessiales; Symbiodiniaceae
Source: the annotation of a GenBank genome assembly
AUGGGCAGCUGUAGCAGCAGUACGCUGAAUGCAGACAGUACUGAACUCCGGACUGCAGAUGUGCAGAAACAUCCGAGCCUGCUGUCUCUGUCUCUGCGCACGAACGUGAAGUUUGGGUGGCACCCGGACUUGCCGGACCAUCGUGAUCACCACGUGGCCUUCGACACGGUGAGUGCGCCCAGCCAUAUCAAGAGGAAGACCGAGGGACGCAAGGCCAGAUUUGGUGGGGCACGCUCAGGAGACAAAGAGAUACUUGACCUAAGACCCAUGAACGGUGGCUUCCCCAUCUUCGAGCAGGGAAACCUUGGCAGCUGCACGGCAAACGCCUUGGCGGCAGCCUUUCACUUCACUCUGCACAAGAUGACGGUGGAGGACCACAAGGAUUUCGCAGACUUCACCCCAAGCCGACUGUUCAUCUAUUACAAUGAGCGCGUGGUGGAGGGGAGCGUUGACCGGGAUGCCGGGGCGAUGAUCCGCGAUGGCAUCAAGACUAUGGCCCAGGUUGGCGUGUGCCCUGAGAGCGUUUGGAAGUACGACGACGGCCCCGACUUCUUCAAGCAGCAGCCGGAUGCUACGGCCUACGAGAUCGCAGCGAAGUGCAAGGUUAUGGGCUACGCCCGUGUUAGGCAGACGCUGGACCAGCUGAAGAUGUGCAUCAAGAGUGGCUACCCUUUCGUCUUCGGCUUCGCCGUCCUCUCGAGCUUCCAGACAGCAGAGGUGGCCCGAACCGGUAAGAUGGUAAUGCCCCAACCGCAUGAAAAGCAGCUGGGCGGUCACGCUGUGUGCGCGGUGGGCUACGACGACUUCCAGCAGUGCUUCAUCGUCCGCAACUCCUGGGGUGCAGAGUGGGGUGACAAGGGCUACUUCUACAUGCCUUACCACUACAUCCUGCAUCCACUCCUAUGCUCAGACUUCUGGGCCAUCAACUGGGUCGAGGCCUUCAAGAACGCUGGUCCCAAGACUCUGGUGAAGUGA